This is a messenger RNA of Nematocida ausubeli, 2475 nucleotides long. RefSeq lists its product as uncharacterized. The record is from RefSeq and is a predicted model, not a curated record. The transcript has a single exon. Lineage: Eukaryota; Fungi; Microsporidia. Bases 1 to 2475 code for a protein of 824 amino acids.
AUGCAAAAAUCUAAGAUAAGAGUAGACACAAAACAACUAAAGUUGUGCAUGGCGAUUAUUUUAUUUGGAUUGAUACUAAAUGUCCAAAGCAAGCUUUCUAUUGGGGAAAUAGAGAAGAUUAACCAUACUUUUAUUACUCCCAUUAAAUGUAGCAAUGACUUUAGGGCCUAUAAACAGAAAACAUAUAUAAACCCAUGUGGACCAUUAAAUCUACUGCGGGGGUACUUAUACCAUACGAUGGGAUAUGUGUAUAACAAGAGAUGUUUCUCCCCGGAAAUACAGUGUGAUUACACACUCUCCACUCACCCAGGGCGGCCAGUGUCAUCUCCCCAAUACUAUGAGCUAUUUAGAAACCCAGAUAAAGAUUCUGCAUAUUCUCCUAUUUCAGAUAAUAGCACGGAUGAGGUCUAUUUGUCCGAAUUUAGCAACUGUCUUGUUAAUAUGUUUGCUUUGAGGAGUCCAUCCUUUAUAGAGGAUGAUAAGCGCCCAAGCAGGUUUACACGAUUCCUUUCUUGCAAAAAGCUAAAGAAGCAUGCGCAUUAUAUUCUGGCUUCUAUUUUUUUGUCAACAGAGGGUGUGAAGGUUCCUCUUUUUUAUGAUGGAAAUGAAUCCACACUAACUCUGUAUAAAAACAAUUUGAGAGCUCGUAUUUUCCAUGUACAAAUGGCAGGUAGUCUCUUGGAGCUUCAAAAAAACUUUGAGAGCUUUGAAGUAUUCAACAAAUGUAUAGACACUCUUGACUUUCUCAUGGAUAGCAAAAAUAUCGAAAUGGCCGAUGCCAAAUACUCAAUGGAUAUAAAAGAUAAAGAAAGAUUUGACGAUGGAUACUUUCUUAACCACCCACACUUUAUAAUACAGGCGUAUCUUGCUCUUUUCCUAAAAAAGAAAAAAGAUGCUAUUAAGUUCAUUAACGCUGUGCAUGAGCUACUUCUUGAUCGUAUAAUGGACGAGGACGAUGAUGUUAAUAGCAAACAGAAAUUAGAGAAGGUAUUCUCUGAGUGUUUUGUGUUUGAUAGUGAAAAUACUGAAUACAGAAACAACUAUGAUGCUAUAGAAGAGAUGGAGCUAGAAAUCAACAAAAGAAAAGCUAUGCCAUUCCAUAACUCGUAUGAACUAAGCCUAUAUAGGAAUAAAGCAAUAGUCAAGAGAAAGGAAGGAGAAGAAGAGCUUGAUGAGAAACUGCCUGGCACAAAUGGUUCAGUUGAAACUGCCUUGCUUGGCCUGCUAUACAUAGGCCUAUACAACUUUAAUACAGGCACGCACGAACAUGCUUCGUGGACAAGCAGCGAGAAAAGCAUAGAACUAAAUAGUGUGGCAGAAAUGAUAACGCGGCAGGUAUACCCGUCGCCUAAGCUGAUGAAAAGCUGGUGGAGUUAUCUUCGCAGUAUGAACACAGGUGGAAUAUCCUAUAAGCCAACAUCGUCUCUCAUGAAUAAUGGUAUACUGAAUAUGCUACGAGCCAUUUUAUAUAUGACGAAUGCCCACACUAAUUAUAAAAAAGAGCUAGAGAAAAUUGCAGAUUCGUUGAUACGCACUGAGAGUAGCAAGAAAUACACUAUGAAAGAGAUAAAUAGAAAACUUGUCAAAAUGUUUAACCUGCUCGAAAAUGACAAAACAGAUUUCAGGGUAAAAAGUCUGCAAAUAGAUGAGUUUAGCAAUACACAGGGUGCUUCUGACUUGUUUGGGAAGGUGUUCUUUUCGUACAUGGAAAAUAAGAAGAAGAUAAUAGUAACUUUGGAUAUAAGUCAAAAUGCUACAGUUAUUUAUUUUGCAGGCGAUAGUGUGAAAGAAAUAAUUAACAGAUCUGAUAUUAAUACACUGUUUACGAAAAAGAAAUGCUUCUUUCACUGCCUUCUGGUAAAGUACGCAGAAUACAUCAAAAAUGGCUCACGUCUGAAUUCAUCCUGUGUGAUGGACAUUAAUAGAAAACUCAACGGAGAAAUUGGGGUAAACUACUCUCAUAAUACAAACAGACUGUUCUUGCUUGGGCCAAUUAAGACAAUAGAGUGCAAAGAUGUGCUUAUUACCAAUGCAAUAGUGUACUGCUUAAUUAAAUGCACGGAUAGAAACAGCCCGAGAGUAAGAUUUAUUUCGAACUUGGUAGCAAGCCUAUUUAGCGCAGACAGAAGAUAUAUGCAGCAUAUACUGCAGAGAAUCAUCUGCAGCAAAGGAAUAGAGAAGGGCUUCUACCCAAAUAUCAAGAUAGAAGAGGAAGAAUAUUAUGCGGGCUCUGCGCAAAAAGAUGAAAUUCAAGAAAUCUUCCGCCAUAUUGCUGACACUAAAAACAGAGAAGGUUUAAAAUGCAUACUAGAGUACGCAGUAAGCGUCCACUCCUAUACUCCAGAAGAAUGCAGUAAUAUAUUGAAUAGCUCGAACUUAGCUGCUAUAAUAAUGGGCAUUCUGAAUAGAGAACAGCCCUCUACAUCGAGUGAAUGUAAUAGUACUUCUAGGCCACUGCAGAUAAGGGAGUCAUAA